Rhodamnia argentea is the source of this 1243-nucleotide messenger RNA. RefSeq names its product DNA-directed RNA polymerase I subunit rpa43-like. Gene Ontology annotation, cellular component: RNA polymerase I complex. Bases 122 to 871 code for a protein of 249 amino acids. The transcript has 7 exons. Gene Ontology annotation, biological process: DNA-templated transcription initiation. NCBI's taxonomy places the organism in Eukaryota, Viridiplantae, Streptophyta, Magnoliopsida, Myrtales, Myrtaceae. The record is from RefSeq and is a predicted model, not a curated record.
AACUCACCGGGCUUUAACCGCGACGCCGGACGAGGGUUUUUGCGGUGCGGAGGGACGUUGCCAGUUGCCGCCAUUAGUACGAAGCUUGUGCCUGGCAUAAGCGUUCGAUCUCGCCAUCGCAAUGGAGGGAUUGAAGGUUUCGGAUGCGGACUUGGUGUUGCGCGUCCCUCCCUCGAAGAGCAGCCGAGCGUCUCAGGCGAUUCUCCGCGAGCUCAGCUCUCACCUCUUCCAGUUUAGUGAAAUUUUUGAUGGAGUAUUAUUGGCUUAUGACGUUGAUAUUGUCGAUCAAAAUGCCAAGAUUAUUCAAGUGAUCCAGCCAUCCUCUGGCGUGAGACUCAAAGCAAAACUGCUGCUUUUUUCUCCCAAGCCAAAUAUGUCACUAGAGGGGAGGGUUGUAAAACUCACACCGGAAUCCAUUCAUGUCAUUGUUCUUGGUUUUGCAUCUGCUGUAAUAAUCGAUGAAGACAUUCGUGAAGAAUUCGAAUUCAGAACUGAUUUGAAUUCAGUUUUGAAAGGCAUAAUGGCUGUAUCGACUCAUAUCUUGCAGAAGCACGGUAAGGAAGUAUUUCGCAGCAAAGCUCACAGUCGACACGUUAUAAAGGUUGGAACCGUGAUACGCUUUUUAGUUAAAAGUUUGGACAAGGAAAUACUGCACAUUUGCGGUUCCCUAAAACCAACCAACACAGGAAGCAUUCAUUGGUUGGAUAAUAAUGUCAUAGAAAUAUCCCUCACAGAUAGGAGUGGUAUGAAAAGAGAGAGCGAGAAUGAAAUGGAGAGGCACGAGCAUGCUGUGUUAGGAGGGGAAAAAAUUUCUGUAUGCAAUGAUCAAAUUAAAAAGUCGAAGAAACGAAGAUUAAGGGAAGAGUCUUAAACGUGGGUUGUUUCAUUUGCUCACAGGUGUUUUCACUUAUUUAUUCUCCACACAUUAUUUCUAGUUUCUCUACCCAUGUCCGGGUGGGAAUGCCCAAGAAUUUAAGAUCAAGGGAGACUACAACUGGUUGAAAUCAUCCGGCGAUGUAUCAUGUUGGCUCCGAUCAUGCAAUCCAGGGUACAGUUUUUUCACACAGCUAGACCAGUGUAUCCUUGUGCAUAAUGCUCUUGGCGUCAUCUUAGAUCUCAAUCGAUACAGUUAGGCUUUGAGUACCUUAUCUUUGUCCAGUGAAUUGCUCUUGGGAUUUGGCUGACACUUUGCCAUUCAAUUAGCUAACUGUUUACUGAACCCAUAUAUGAAAUGUUUUUCUCC